Molecule: messenger RNA, 6701 nt
Organism: Rhopalosiphum padi (bird cherry-oat aphid)
Lineage: Eukaryota; Metazoa; Arthropoda; Insecta; Hemiptera; Aphididae
Product: putative leucine-rich repeat-containing protein DDB_G0290503
Source: RefSeq, a predicted model, not a curated record
UUAACGGUCAUAUCGAAAACGAAUAUCCCUAUUCCCUACUGUCUCGUUCGCUCCGUAAUUUUCGGGUUCGUUACAAACGCGCAAUUAAUACAAAUGCACAUUCAAUACGUGCAUAUUAAUUAAUAUUCACAAACCUGAUAUUUUGAAAUCGAAAUGGACAAUUUCGAAUCUACUUUUCUUCGUUGGAUAUGUUUGUUUGACGAAUUUAAAGACAAUGAAUACUCAAAUAUAAAAAAUCUUGUAUCGAGUACAUCGUUUAAACAAUUUGUUGAUAAUGUAUUUUGUUUAAAAUGUUCUUCAACUUUGAGCACAGAAAAUACACAAGUUUAUAACACUAUAAAAGUGAACUAUUGUGAGUUUGAAGUCCAAAAGUAUGAAGAAUUAUACAAUGAAGAAAAUUCAAUUUACACUUGUGUCGUGGUUUUACUACAUGCAUUAUUAAAAUGCACAAAUGACAAAUACAGAAAUCAGUUGAGUGAAAGAAUGAAUAAUGAAGAGCAAGAAUUACUAGCAAAUUUCUUAAAAGCUACACAAUCCUUAUUGUUCACCAAACAAAAUAUUUCUGAAGCACUUAUGUUAAUAAGUGAUUCUAAGCAUACUUCUAUUAAUGUUUCAGAAAUAUGUUCAAAUAACAACACACCAAUCAGAUCAAAAUCAAUGCGCCGAAGCUAUUUACAAGAAUUUUGUGAGUCACCAAAAUCACAAUGUUUAAUAAAUCAAGAGAAAGAAAAAUAUAUUACCAAACUUACUGAAGAUUAUAAAAAUGAAUGUGAAGAAAACUAUAAGUUGGCUGAAAAUGUCAAGUAUCUAAAAGAUCUUAAUACUAAACUAAGUAAUAAAUUAGAAGAUAAAGAUAAAAUAUUACAACUACUGAAAGAUGAGAUCAAAGAAUAUUCCAAACCAAACCAGUCUCCAGAAAAUAAAACAGAUAAUUCAUUAAUUAUAAAAAAAUUAAAUAGAGACAAAAUAGAUUUGGAGAUGAAUUGUAAUGAAUUAAAGCAACAAAUAACAGAACUUGAUAAAAAACAUAAAGAGCUUAAUGGAAAAUUUGAAACAAAAACUUCAGAUUAUAAUAAUCUUAUUUUAAUGUUUGAUAAUAUUGAAAGUGAAAAUAUGAUGUUAAAAAACAAUUUAAAAUUAUUUGAAGAAACCAUACAAGCAAAAGACACCGAAAUAACUUCUUUAAAAGAUGAAUUAUGUAAUAAAUCAAUUACAAAUAAUCCAACAAAUAUAUGUGGUCAGGAAUCCAAUUCUAUGCCUUCAAAUACAUUAUUUAAUGAAUUGAGUUGUCUAAAAUUAGAAGAAAUAACACAUGAUAAAGAAAAAUACAGACAUAAGUACAAAUCAAUAAAAAAAGAAUUAUCAAAUACUGAAAUACAUGUUGAAGAAUUGAAUGAGAAGAUAAUUAUAUUAGAAAAAAAGUUGAAUGAUAAUGAAACUCACAAGGAUGAACUGAUAGACCAAUUCUCAAACAAAGUAAAAGAACUUCAAGAAUGUCAAAAGAAAAAAAAUAAUUUAGAAUCAAAAAUUAAGCAUCUUAAAGAUACUAUUAAAGACAAUGAAAAUCAUAUUGAAUCCCUGUGCUCUAAGUUAAAUAAAAGAGAAAAACAGAUAGAAACUUUGUCUGGUGAAAUAGAUUCUGUUAAAAAAUCAAAAACUAUGAUUGAAUUAAUUUUAAGCAAAACUAAUACAGAAAUUGAAGCAAUACACGAAGAACAUGAUGAAAAAAUAAAAAAUUUACAAUCAGUUAUAGAAGAAUAUAAAAAUUCAGAAAAAUUAUCUCAUCAAAACUAUAUUGACUUAGAAAAUAAUAUGAAAAAUAUUGAAGAUAACUUAGCAAAUAAAGAACAUAUUAUCAUUUUUUAUGAAGAAAAAAUGGCUGAAAAUUACCAUAUUAUGGGUACUCAAGAAGAACAAUUGAAAACUAUGUAUCAAGAAAAGCUAUUAUUAGAAUCUCAUUUAAAAAAUUUAAAAAUAGAAAUCGAAACACAACAAAAAAAAUUCAGUGACAAAAAUCAUGAGAUGGAAAACUGUUUAGAAUAUUAUCUUGAUGAGUUGAAAGAUGUCAAAAAUGAAAAAACAAAAAUUGAAGAAAUUUUACUUUGUAAAAAAAAUGAAAUAGAACAACAACUAGACCUUAUCAACUAUCAAAAAUAUGUAAUUAAAACAUUAGAAUCAGAACAAUGUAGUCAACAGCUCAUCAUAAAUGAUCUUAAUGAAGUUUUGCAACAAAAAUCUUCUGAAAAUAAAGAUUUAAGUGCGAAAGUACAGGAAUCUACAUUAAAUUUAAAUAAAUUAAAUGAACAACUUAAUGUAGCUCUGGCUGAUAAUAAUACUUUAGAAACAAAUUUGAAAGAAAAUGAAUUGCAAAUGAAAACUUUAAAAGAAGAAUUUCAGUGUCAAAUUAAUGAUAUGAAAAAUGAAUUAGAAAAUCAAAACAAUCAAUGUAUAAUAAAAAUUGAGAAAUUACAAGAUACUCUAGAAAAAAAACAGAAUGAUUUUAAUGAUCAACUUAUUAUAUGUAAUAAACUAACUGAAACCAUUUCUCAGUUACAAGUAGAAAAAUACGACUUAGAGGAAAAAUUAAAGUCAAUUGGUCAAGAUUUAAAUCAAAAGCAGAUACAAUUUGAACAAACUAUUGAAGAAAAUAAUAAACUGAAACAAACUGUUGAUUAUACUGAAAAUCAAUGUGUUGAUUUACAACAUAAAUUAAAAGAAUUGGAAAACAUUUUAUUAAAAAAAGAAGAAGACAUUAAACUAUUAAAAGUUGAUAUAUCAGAUUAUUCAGAUUCCAAAGAAAACUUACAGAAAGAAAUUAUUGAAGUACAGCAAGUUUUGAAUAAUAAAAAUAUUGAGUUAGAAAAUAAAAUUCAACUAUACAAUGAGCAAAGAGAAACAAUUGUAAAAUUGAACUAUGAAAAAGAAUGUCUUAGUGAUAAAAUAAAAAACCUUGAAGAUUCUUUAUCUCAUAAUGAAUACAAAUUUAAUUUAUCCGAAGGAAAAUUAUACGAUUGUAGUAACACAAUUGAUAAUUUGGAAAAAAAAAUUAACGAGAUGAAAAAUGAAAAGUCAUUUUUAGAAUUAGAAUUAAAUGAAACUAUUACUAAAUUAUCAAAUGCGAACCAAGAUCUUGCACUGCAGCUAGAAAUUAAUGAAACAAAUUUAUUAGAAACUCGAGAAAAAUUAAUUCUUGAACAAAAUGAGUUAAAAAAACAAAUGGAAAAGUCAAAUGAACAAUUAAAAACAAUAUCUAUUUUAAAUGUUGAAAAAGAUAAGUUAGAAGAAGAAACCAAUAAACUUCAAAAAUCCUUAAAUUUAAAUGAUGAUACUUUAAAAUCAUUGCAAGAAAAAGUUCUUAUUUGUGAAAAACAGUAUGAAGAAUUACAAACAUUGAAUACAAAUUUAGUAUCUGAACUCAGUGAAAACCAAUUGAAAUUAAUCAAUUUACACCAGGAGUCUAAGCAACAACUUGAAGAUAUGAAUUCCAAAUACAUUGAAGUACAAGAAAAAUUAAUUCUUGAACAAAAUGAGUUAAAAAAACAAAUGGAAAAGUCAAAUGAACAAUUAAAAACAAUAUCUAUUUUAAAUGUUGAAAAAGAUAAGUUAGAAGAAGAAACAAAUAAACUUCAAAAAUCCUUAAAUAUAAAUGAUGAUACUUUAAAAUCAUUGCAAGAAAAAGUUCUUAUUUGUGAAAAACAGUAUGAAGAAUUACAAACAUUGAAUACAAAUUUAGUAUCUGAACUCAGUGAAAACCAAUUGAAAUUAAUCAAUUUACACCAGGAGUCUAAGCAACAACUUGAAGAUAUGAAUUCCAAAUACAUUGAAGUACAAGAAAAAUUAAUUCUUGAACAAAAUGAGUUAAAAAAACAAAUGGAAAAGUCAAAUGAACAAUUAAAAACAAUAUCUAUUUUAAAUGUUGAAAAAGAUAAGUUAGAAGAAGAAACCAAUAAACUUCAAAAAUCCUUAAAUUUAAAUGAUGAUACUUUAAAAUCAUUGCAAGAAAAAGUUCUUAUUUGUGAAAAACAGUAUGAAGAAUUACAAACAUCGAAUACAAAUUUAGUAUCUGAACUCAGUGAAAACCAAUUGAAAUUAAUCAAUUUACACCAGGAGUCUAAGCAACAACUUGAGGAUAUGAAUAUCAAAUAUAUUGAAGUACAAGAAAAAUGUAAUAAGAAACAGAUUGAACUUGAUGAAUACAUUACUAAAUAUAACUGCCUCAUGAAAACCAUUACUAAUUUAACCACAGAAAGAGAUGAUUUGAUAAAUAAAACUGAUGUGCUCGAGAAUACUUUAUUAAAUAAAGAUAUUGAUAUUACAGCUAACCAAGAAAAAUUACUUAAGUAUGAAGAAAUGAAUAAUAGAAUAAUAACUGAAAAGACUGUAAUGGAAGUGGAUUUAACUCAGCGUCUUGAAGAAAUGGAUACAAAAUUAGCUGACUUACAAGAAGAGCUACGUAUUGUGCAUUUAAGUUUAAAAACUCAGAAAGAAGAAAAUGAUCAACAUUUAAAGACUAUCUUUGUUUUGACUUCAGAUAAAGAUAAUUUAAUAAAUGAAACAAAAACACUUAAAGACUGUUUAUUAGAAAAAGAAAAAAAUUUAACAUUAAAUGAUACAAAAUUGAUUGGGUUUGAAACACAAUUGAAUGAACUACAAAGUCAAAAAAGUUACUUAGAAGCAGAACUCAAUGUUACUAAAGAACAAUUAGAUAACAUUCAACAAAAAUUAAUAGUGACAAAUAAAAAUUUACAAGAAGUUGAAAAACAGCAUAAUAAUUUGCAAGAAGAAUUGGAUAUACAGAACAAAUGUUCAAUUGAACAAUUAGAGAAAAUCAAUUCAUUAACGAGCGAGAAAAAUAAUUUUAUAAAUGAGACAAAUAAGCUCAAAGAAAACUUAGCUCAAAAUGAAAUUGAUUUAGAGUUAACUCAAAAUAAAUUACAGGAUUAUGAUAAACAAAAUAAUGAAAUAGAAAGUCGAAAUACAUUGUUAUUGACAGAAUUGAAUCAACUGAAAUGUCAGUUGAAUAACUUGCGUCAAGAAUCCACUGAAGAAAUCGAUAAGAUCAAUAAAAAAAAUUUGGAAGCUCAAGAACAAUUUAGCCAUAAGCAAUCUGAAAUGAAUGAACAAAUUAAACUAAAGAAUGACUUAAUUAAAGAUAUCUACCAGAAAAUAAAUUAUUUAAAAAAUAUGAAAGUUGAAUUGGAAUCAAUACUAAGGAAAGAAAAACAAAAUUUUGAAACUUAUUUGAAUUAUUCAUUUAACCAUAUUAAAAACAACCCCAAAGUAGAUAAUCAUCAUGAUUCUUUAAUCGAAGUUAUAACUUCUGCAGAUACAUUUAUUGAACAAAAUGGUAUUCAACUAACUCAAGUUGAAAACUGUGAUGAAUACUCUAUUAUUGAAAAGGUGAAAAAAAUAUUUGAAGCAUUGAAAAUGUUUAUAAUCAGUUUAAAAUCACAAGGAAAUGAUCAAGCAAUUGAUUAUACUAAAAAUGAAUCUAAUGAAACUUAUACUGAAUUACUUGCUUUAACGAAAACUCAACAAGCAACCAUUAAAGAAUUAGAAGCUGGAAUUACAACAUUAAAAUCAGAAUGUAAUUACAAAAUGACAAAAGUGCAACAAAAAACUCAAGAGUAUGUAACCUCAGAAUAUGAAAAGAAGUUUGAAAGAAAGCGAGAACAAAUGAAACAAUUUUGUAAAGAUUUAGAGGCAAAAAUUCAUCAAGAUUAUGAAUUUAAACUGUCAAAAUACAAAGACAAAAUAACCAAAGAUGAAAUACAUAUUAAAGAACUUGGUCGUCAGCUAUGGGAAGUUAGUGAUAAAUAUUUAAGGUUACAACAAAAAGACAGAAGAGAAUCAACUAUAUCUUUACCACCAUUUGAAAUGUCAAUGAUAUCUGAAACAACAACUACUCUCCCAAAAUAUAAUUCUUUUACAUUGCCAAAGUCUAACUCAGUCGGUCAAAUCAAAUCACUAGUUGAAGAGAGCACUCGUCCUUAUGAUAAUACUAAACGAAAUGUGCCUGCAGGAAUCGGUAAAAAAUUCAGCUUAUCGUCUGGUAAAAUAUUUCCAAAAGAAGAAGAUGAGGAAGGUGAAAUGUUCAACCACUCGUGUCUUUCAGAUCUAAAACAAGGUAAAGUAAGACUCAGUGAUAAUAAAAAACAACACAAUGAAAGACUGUCAGAACUACAAGCCCGAAACUCGCUUUGCCCACCACAUUUAAGAAGCUGUUACGCUGCAGAAACCAAUUUCUUGCCAAACACUUCGUUAGUUACAGAAGAAGACAUUAAGACAACAGCUAAUUUUAGUGAUUAUGAGACUGAAAACCUUAUCCCAAAUGAUCGUACCAAGAAAAAAGAUAGAAAUCAGACAUCCUAUAAAAAACCAGGACCACCAACUCCAAGCAAAAAUGGAGGCCGUGUUUCUUUAACGAGCAAUCAAAAAAACACAUUAAAAGAAUCUAAAGAAACAAAUACAAACAAAAGGCGAGCCAGUAGUACACCAAACAAAUUAUUUAGCUUAUUUAUGAGCAAAAAGAAUUAAUUAUAUGUGUAAUGUUAAUUCUUAUGUUAAAUUUUCAAUAUGUAAAUAAUAUUAAUUAUUGCACAACUAUAUUUAUGUUUUAUUAGUUUAUUACACUUUUUUUUAUGAUAUUUUCAUUGUCAAUAUUAUUAUUAAAAUGUAUUUACAUUUUUUUAUUACUAUAA